Trichoderma citrinoviride is the source of this 1437-nucleotide messenger RNA. Its product is annotated as P-loop containing nucleoside triphosphate hydrolase protein. The transcript has 7 exons. Gene Ontology annotation, molecular function: ABC-type transporter activity; ATP binding; ATP hydrolysis activity. The record is from RefSeq and is a predicted model, not a curated record. Gene Ontology annotation, cellular component: membrane. The annotation marks the transcript as partial. Gene Ontology annotation, biological process: transmembrane transport. NCBI's taxonomy places the organism in Eukaryota, Fungi, Ascomycota, Sordariomycetes, Hypocreales, Hypocreaceae.
UUCGAGCGCAUCCAACAAUAUUGCAACUACGCAGAUGUUGACUUUAAAGACGAAAGCUACUAUGAGCCGGGCCACGUCGACUUGCGAGACGAAUCUGAAGUCCACCUGCUGGCACCUGGUAGACCUUCGGAGCUCCUUGAAGCUCCUCACGAUAACACUGUCUCUAUACACAGCCAGGGCCUCAAAUGGAGCAGAAAUGGUCCCCUGAUACUCAAGGACCUGCAUCUUGAUAUAAGCCAGGAAACCAUUACAGCAAUAACCGGCCCAGUGGGAAGCGGCAAGUCGUCACUUUUGAAUAGCAUUCUAGGUGAAAUGAUCGACGUCUCAUCGCCAGGAGGCCAACAGGAGGUAGGGCGGCGAUAUUGCAAGCAUGUGGCAUACUGCUCUCAGCAGCCCUGGCUAGAGAACACCACUAUUCGCAACAACAUACUUAGCUCCUCGCCCUAUGAGAAGAAAUGGUAUGACGAGGUCGUCACUUCUUGCGGCCUUGACGCCGAUCUGAAACGUCUUCAUAGAGGAGACAAAACGAACAUUGGCAGCAGGGGCCUCAACCUCAGUGGUGGACAAAAGCAUCGAAUAGCCCUCGCUCGAGCCAUCUACGCAAGAAAGCCAAUUGUACUUCUGGAUGAUGUGUUCAGCAGCAUGGAUGCCCAUACUAUCGACGUCAUCUCCUCCCGCUUGCUCAGUCGUGUAGGCCUUCUGCGCAGGCAACGAGCAACCGUCAUUCUGAUCACUCACCACCUCAAACUCAUGGCACUUGCGGACAUAGUUAUCGUCCUGAAAGACGGGACAAUCACAGCUAAGGAACCUCCUGCGUCUCUAAUUCAAAGCGACCUUGUCAAUCAACUUGGCUUGCAGCUCAUCAACAAUGAAGAUGCCGCUGAAACCGCCGAGCCGUCAAAAAUGCCAACGACGGAAGAAGUUUUCGGUAUGGCUGCCGACACGGCCACCGCCAUCUCUGAGGAGACGGAUGGUAGACAUACGGAUAUACGACGUAAAAGGGGCGAGCUGUCUGUUUAUGCAUACUACCUUGCCAACGCUGGCUGGUGGUCCGUUAUCGUGUAUGGUGUUGGUGUUGUAGGCUGGAUCUUUUGCAUCGAAUUCUCGACCGUCUGGAUGAAAUGGUGGUCUGCCGCGAAUGCUGCAGAACCAGACAAGGAUAUCUGGAUAUACCUUGGCGUCUACGCCUCUCUCGGUAUUCUGGGCACGUUGAGCGGCUGCAUAUGCGCUUGGGCCGCCUUCAUAUCCAUCAUCUCACGCUCGGCUGCUCGGCUGCACUCAAAUCUUUUGCAAGCAACACUCAUGGCCCCCUUCUAUUCUAAGUCGACGAGGGACAUUGGAGAGGUCCUGAAUAGGUUCAGCAGAGAUAUGGAACUCAUAGACAUGGAGCUUCCCAGCAACAUGGUUAAUUACACCUCCAGUAAGUUCACUCUCUGA